Chaetomium strumarium is the source of this 2499-nucleotide messenger RNA. RefSeq lists its product as uncharacterized. Gene Ontology annotation, biological process: regulation of DNA-templated transcription. Gene Ontology annotation, molecular function: histone acetyltransferase activity. The record is from RefSeq and is a predicted model, not a curated record. Lineage: Eukaryota; Fungi; Ascomycota; Sordariomycetes; Sordariales; Chaetomiaceae. Gene Ontology annotation, cellular component: nucleus; histone acetyltransferase complex. The coding region runs from base 171 to 2414 and encodes 747 amino acids. The transcript has 3 exons.
UUUAUUGCAGCCCUUCGGCAUUCGACGAGGAGUCGCGACAAGCUCAGAGGUAACUUUCCUCUGGCCCUUCUCUUUCCUCUCCACCCUCUCGCAACCGCCCUCCACAUCAUUUCCCGGCCCACGACUACUGUCCUCUUCCCCAGACACGUUCCCUCGACAGAGCCGGUACGAUGAAGACGGCGAAGCCGCCUGCGCCUGAGGGCGCCACCGGUUCCAGUCGCAGAGCUCAGCCGGUGCGCCAGACGCGAGUCAACCCGCCGCGCACGUCGUCGCUGAAUCGCCUGAACCCCUUGGCGAGCGCCCCCGCGCCAGAGCAACCCAUCAGCAUCCUACCCGGCGUUACGCACUUCGCAGAUGCCAUUACAGCACUCCCGAAAGAGCUUGUCCGGCACUUCACGCUUCUCAAAGAAGUCGACGCCAAGAUUUUCGCACCCGAAGCCGCCCUCUUCGAACUCCUCAACGAAGUCCUCAACACCGCGGCCCCGGACCUCAACAGGCCACUCAAUGAUGCAUCGAGCACCACUGCGUCGGUCUCUGCGGCCGCGAACGCUCAGAACAGCACCACCGGGGUCGCCAACCCGCCGGCUGCGCCCUCUGAGGGUUCUGUCAGCUCAGUGUUCCAUCCCGCCAAUAUCCCUCGGCGUACCCUCUUCCGCGACACUGCACUGAAGAUACAAUCGAUGCUUGUGUCCAUGGAGGAGAAGAACCAUCUCAUUGCGACUGCCAAUGACGCCCUACAGAAGCAGUUGUCGCGGAUCGAGGACAUUUGGCCCCACCUCGAAGGCGAAUUCAGCGACGAGGCCAAAUGGGGCAGCACCACACACUGGGCAUACGUGGAAAAUAGGCAAGCAAAGGCCAAUGACAAGCAGGUAGAGCGCUCGCGUCGAGAAGGCGCGGCCAGUCUUUCUGCUGCUGCCCAGCAGCUGGCUGAAGAGGCGGCCGCCCGCAGUAAUGACCGGAAGCAGGCCCUGGCAGCCAAGAAGAACUCGAAGAACCAAACGGCCGAUACCGACGGCGACAAGGCGCAAGACUCGGGAAAGAGAACACAAGGAGGCAAGGCAAGGAAACCUCUCCCGGACUCGGGGCCAGUAGGCCUUGGCAUCAAUAUUCCUACACCUUCGGCGAGUGCUCCGCCGAACAAGAGACGCAAAGUCGAGGCAACAAAGCCAAACGGAGGGACGCCUACAGAGCGGGCGAUGAGCACGGUCUUUAACAACAAUGCUUCGAAGGGAAAGACCACAAGUCCAAGGGAGACUCCAGCUCCCGAGAGCGGCAACAAGAAGCGCAAGGCGCUCCCUACGUCAAGCAAUCAGGCAAAGCGGAGGGCCAAUGCAACGAUGUCUCCGUCGCUCACGUCCUCUCCUGUCAUCGGAUCGCUCCCCGACCCUGUCAUUAGAGCUGGCAGGGGCUCACCUGCCCCGUCAGCUGCUGGCCCCCGACCUGCUUCGUCUCGCGCUCGGCGGAACUCUACACAGUCAAGCGUCGAGAACACGCGACAGCGCCCGCCAUCGACUAUGACGAACAAGUCGAAUGGCAACUCUCAAGAAAUCCCUGACCCAGGCCAGCCGAUUAACGGCGCAAGGGCUUACACCGACAUGAAAGUUCAGAAGGAGGCGGCGGGUCUUUCUGUUCUGAGCAAGCCGCCUCCUUUAAGACCGGAGAUUGAAAAUCCUCCUCUGGCACUGGAGCCGGCACAGAAUGGCAACAAAAAGGAGGUCGGCACAAAACCGACCGACGAGCGGGAGCAGCAGAGGAAGGAUACGGCGCCGCUUAUCAUCCAGCCCAUGUCAACUGCUAUGGCAAGGACUAAGAGCGGCCGCGCAAGCAAGCCGUCUACUCCAGCCACGGCAACAUUUGCCGAAGCGGCUUCCAGCACCACAGUGACAACAUCUUCCCGGUCGAGGCCAUCACGUAAUAACACCACAGAAAGCAGCGGAAGUGGCGUCGCGAACACAGCAACGACCACUUCCAUCACCGCCUCCAUAUCCUCCAGUACAACAACGGCGACGAGCUCUACCACAAAACGCAGCCACAAAAAAGGGGCCUCUAUCUCGGCAACGGCCGUCGCACUAUCCCAAGCAACGCAACCAGUCGCCACCGCGGCAGACAAGGACAAAGAAAAGGACAAGGCACCGGCGACUAGUAGUAGGAAGGAAAAGGCCAACAGUGGGGCCCGCGCCGAUGAUGAGGACGACGAGGAGCAAGACGGCGACGACGAGCCGGUUGCUGACGACGAGCUCUACUGCUUCUGCAACCAGGGCAGCUACGGGGAGAUGGUGGCGUGCGAUGGCGAGGGGUGUCCAAGGGAGUGGUUCCACUUGGAGUGUGUUGGGUUGAAGGUAGCGCCGAAGAGAGAUGCGAAAUGGUACUGUGAGGACUGCAAGAAGAGGUUGAAGAUCGCCGAGCGGAGAUGAGCUAAGCUUCCUUCUGGCUGCUCUCUUUCUAUUCUAUCCCUCUUUUCCUACACCCGGAGUCGUCAGCUCUUCGUUCCCUGGUAGA